GUCCAAGAAAACUUGGAUACUUGAGAAUGAUAUCUGCAUGUUUCUGAUGCUCAAGGAUGUAUAAAUGAAACCAGAAGUUGAUGCUAGAACAGGAGAGGGGAAGGUGCUUGUUUUGAUCAUCAUUCCCGUUAUUACUGCAGACAUUCUGGACAGUACUAAUGGAAGGUUUGAAAUGGAUCAUAGACGUCACCUCCCAUUUGAAAUGGAUCAUAGACGUCAAUGAUGGAGUAGAAAAAAUGGGGGAUACUUCAAAGGAGAGACAACAGUGGGAAAAGCAUUCAAUCUAUGAAGUACCUGCAAGCGUUAAAGAUCUAAACAAAAGGGCCUACAUGCCACAGACAGUAUCAUUCGGUCCUUACCAUCAUGGGGAAGCACAUUUAAAACGGAUGGAGGAGCAUAAGCACAGGGCAUUUCUCCAUUUCUUAAGGAGAUGUGGAAAACCUGUUGAAUCGUGCCUCGACGCUUUAGAUAAGGUCGUGCAGGAUUUGAAAGACUCGUACGAGCCGCUCGAUCCCAAAUGGGCAGACGACACAGCUGGAUUCUUAAAAAUGAUGACUCUCGACGGAUGCUUUAUGCUGGAAAUCCUUCGUGCCAGUGUAGAUGAAUCGAAUGACUAUGAUUCCAAGGAUCCGAUAUUCAGCAAACACGGGAAACUGCAUAUCAUGCCCCAUAUCAGGCGCGACAUGCUGAUGCUUGAAAAUCAGAUCCCAAUGCGGGUUCUUGAACAACUGCUUGAAGUUGGGAAAGGCUCCGACGUUAAUAAUCCAGUGAAGGAUAAAGAGAGUGCCAAUCAAUUCAUACUCAAGUCUUGGUUCCCCAGACCCCAUUACUCAGAGAUGGGCGACUGCCUGCACGUAUUGGAUGUUUAUAGGAGGAGCUUGCUUCAGCAAAAGGGAAACCAUAUAAAAAAACAUGAGGGGAGACCACUCGGACAGGACAAGCCAAGUGGUGACGAGAUCAUAAGAUCUGCAACAGAGCUUAAUAAAGCCGGAAUCCGGUUCAAGGUAAACAAAAAUGCGAGCCUCAAAGACAUCACUUUCGCCGGCGGGGUGCUUAGGCUUCCACUCAUCAUCGUGGACAAUGCCACCGAGUCAAUAUUCCUGAACUUAAUAGCCUUUGAGCGUUUCCACGUCGGGGCCGGCAACGAGAUUACCUCCUAUGUCUUUUUCAUGGACAACAUCAUCGACAAUGCGAUGGAUGUUGCCCUCCUGCGUUCGAGCAGCAUCAUACUAAAUGCCAUUGGAAGUGACAAAGCUGUCGCCAAGCUCUUCAACUCUCUCUCUAAGGAUAUAACGCUCGACCCAGAAAGUAGCCUCGAUGUAGUGCAUAAAAUGGUCAGUGAUUACUGCAAGAAGCGCUUGAAUAGGUGGCGGGCCAAUCUCUUUCAUACCUAUUUUAGAAAGAGUUCUUCUAUAUAACAUCCACUGUAGUGGUGUACACAAUGCACAUAUUAUGUGGAUGCUUCUUGUUCUUUGAUUUUUUUUUUUUUUGAUGCAAAAUGCACCAGACCUCUCUCUCUCUUCCUAUCUCUCUC
Messenger RNA from Juglans regia (Persian walnut), 1534 nucleotides. Its product is annotated as UPF0481 protein At3g47200-like. The record is from RefSeq and is a predicted model, not a curated record. The transcript is spliced from 2 exons. NCBI's taxonomy places the organism in Eukaryota, Viridiplantae, Streptophyta, Magnoliopsida, Fagales, Juglandaceae. The coding region runs from base 159 to 1418 and encodes 419 amino acids.